AAAAUAGUCACCGACUAAUUGGGCAGGCAUCACAACAGCGCAAACCGUACAGAUCUACGUCACGAUUGCACGACAACACCGAGUACCUCCCCUCUGCUAGCCCAUAGUUCUGCAAUCUGAAGGACACCAAACUCCCUUGCCUCGGCCCAUCCGCCAGCAGCAGCCUCUCGACGCAUACGGAACACCCCACCAACGCAUCUCCAAGAUGCCCCACGCUGUGUCGAUGCCCUCACCGGGCCUUCAGGCUCUGAUCCUUUGUGGUCCCGGGUCGUCGUUUCCGACCUUCACCUCGAACCCCGAUGAGAACCCCAAGGCCCUCUUGCCGAUCGCUAAUAGGCCUAUGGUCUGGUACCCCGUGGACUUCUGCUACCGCAUGGGCAUCACCAACAUCACUCUGAUCUGUCCCGCCUCUGCUGGGGAAGCCAUCACCACUGCCCUCAACACAAAUCCGUACUUGACGGCACUUCCCCUCCCCAGGCCAGACAUUCUCGCCCCCAAGGACCUGGACCAGACCACGGGCACGGCUGAGAUUCUUCGUCUUCCUGAGGUCAAAGAAAUCGUUACUUCCGAUUUCAUCGUGCUCCCCUGUGAUCUCAUCUGUGAGAUUGCCGGCGAAAAGCUGCUGCAAGCAUGGAUGGUGAAGGGCGCUAGCAUGUCGGAUCUCCUUAACGCACCAAAGUUCUCAACAGGCACUUCGAACCCAUUCAGUGGUGGACUCGGCGUUUGGUACGAGACCAAGACUGCGACGCCCGUCAAAGGAGAGGAGACGGACUUCAUUGCCGUCACUCCGUCGACCCCAUCCCACGUCUCGCCCCCCAAAGGAUCGUUGCUGCCACACCUCUCGAACCUCGUCUACUCCAUGCCUACGGACUCUCUCAAGGAUCUCACUGAAGAGAGAAAAGGUCUUCCUAUCCGUCACGGUCUCAUGAGGAGCCACCCACGGCUGAGAAUGCUCACCACCCACCGAGACGCCCACUUGUACAUCCUGCCGAGAUGGAUCAUGGAUUUUGUCGACAAGAACGAUCGCCUGGAGAACAUUGGCGAGGACGUCAUCGGCUGGUGGGCCAAAGCUGGCUGGCAGGCAGGCCUCGCCGAGAAACUCCAUCUGGACGAGGUCCUGCGCAAGGACGACGACGAGGACGACGACGAUUCCCUGCAGGAGAGCACAUCAUCGCCACAGGACGAAGACCCCGAAGAACUUCGACCGUAUCGAGGCACGGAAGACGGCAGAUAUGCCGACUCUCGGCACUCGGACGACGCGAAAGCCCACGGAGCGGAGACCAGCGUGCCUCCGAUGCUAGCCUACGUGCACCCUUCUCAGCCCGACGCACCCAUCAUCAGGCGCGUAGAUACAGCCCAGCUCCUUCUGAACGUGUCAUUACAGCUGGCCAAGGUGCCAUCGGUGGAGGAGACGGGCGCUGAUGCGGCGUCCCCCUUUGCCCACGCCAAGAAGGUGGCAUACCCAGAGGGUGUCAAGGGUCGUACAACAAUCACCAAGGCCGACAGCCUUGUCGGCGAAAACGUCACGGUGGAGGAAAAGGUCUCCGUCAAGGAGUCCGUCGUCGGCGCCGGUUGCCAGCUAAACGAGGGAGCUAAGCUGUCCCAGUGCCUGCUGAUGGAGGGUGCCGUGGUAGGCAAGAAUUGCAAGCUCACGAGAUGCAUCCUCGGCAAGAGAUGUGUCAUUGGGGAUAACUCGGUCUUGACAAACGUCGAGGUCCAAGAGAACCUGCUUGUCGAAGCCAAGACCGAGGAGAAGGACACGAAGCUGAUGAGCUCUGACGGUUUGGAAGCCACCGAAGAGGAGAUGCAGGGAGUACUGGAAGACAUGGACAACGAGAUCAUGGCCCAGAACGAGGAGGCGGUAGAAUAAGACCCGGAGUCGGCUCAAGAAGAAAGAAAGGCUCACACUGCUUUGCAGCCGGACCCAUCAGCUAGACCUUCUUUUCCGUGAUGCCCUAUCGUGUUCCAUCGUGUGCUGACGGCGCUCCCCUUCUAGAAUGCCACGAGCGCCACCUGGUCCGAGAUAAAAGCAAUAUUGGCUUGGGAGUGUGGAAUGAUGUGUUUGGUACUAGCCACCGCCGAGGACGAGCCACCGCUCGCUAGAUUCCCACGGAAAGGGCGGAAGGCGCCAUGGCAGCAGCAAAGACC
Colletotrichum destructivum is the source of this 2148-nucleotide messenger RNA. RefSeq names its product Putative nucleotide-diphospho-sugar transferase. Bases 206 to 1870 code for a protein of 554 amino acids. The record is from RefSeq and is a predicted model, not a curated record. NCBI's taxonomy places the organism in Eukaryota, Fungi, Ascomycota, Sordariomycetes, Glomerellales, Glomerellaceae. The transcript is spliced from 3 exons. Gene Ontology annotation, cellular component: guanyl-nucleotide exchange factor complex; eukaryotic translation initiation factor 2B complex. Gene Ontology annotation, molecular function: translation initiation factor activity; guanyl-nucleotide exchange factor activity. Gene Ontology annotation, biological process: cytoplasmic translational initiation.